CGUAUUUAUCUUGCAAGAUAGUUUUGCCAUUUCGAUCGAAGAAGGAAAAAAAGAAAAGAUCAGCCAUAUGGAGUCCCGGAAAUCCCGAGCGCGUCGCCCGGCGUACCGCUCCACGCCUUCCCUCUCUCUUUCUCCCUCGGCCUCUCUUUUCUAGCAGCGACGACACGUCAGAUCGAGCGGCGCCGCCCUUGGCCAGGUCUUCGUCGGGGCGCUUCGCCGGCGACGAGCAUCCGCCAGCCAUGUCUUCCACCGCCCGCGGCGGCGCUGCUCGCGGCCGCAGCCGCAGCUUCGGGAGCCGCAGCAGCAACGGGGCCGACGGCAAUGGCGCCGGGAUGUUCGUGAGGGCGGGGGCCGACAACGAGAUGUACGUGCGGGCGGACAAGAUCGACUUCAAGAACCUGGACGUGCAGCUGGAGAAGACGCGGUCGCACGUGUGGCUGGAGCACCAGCGGUCGCAGCGGUCGGCGUCGCCGCGGCCGGAGACACCGCUGCUCGAGUGGGAGAUCGACCUCGCCAAGCUCGACAUCCAGAACCAGAUCGCGCAUGGCACCUUCGGCGUCGUCUACCGCGGCACCUACGACGGCCACGACGUCGCAGUGAAGGUUCUGGACUGGGGGCGUGAUGGACAGGACACAGCGGCGAAACACCGCGAGGCCUUCGAGAAGGAGGUCGCCGUCUGGCAGAAGCUUGACCACCCCAACGUCACUAAGUUCGUGGGCGCGUCGAUGGGGACGUCGCAUCUGAAGAUCCCCAAGAAGGGGUCGAGCUCCUUCAGGGCGAACGAGUGCUGCGUUGUCGUGGUCGAGUUCCAGCACGGCGGCACGCUCAAGACCCUGAUGUACAACCACCGGGACAAGAAGCUUUCCUACAAGAAGGUCGUCCGGCUCGCGCUCGAUCUCGCCAGAGGGCUGAGCUACCUGCACUCGAAGAAGAUCAUGCACCGCGACGUGAAGGCGGAGAACAUGCUGCUAGACCGGAAGCGGACACUGAAGAUCGCCGACUUCGGCGUGGCGCGCGUGGAGGCGCAGAGCUGCGAGGUGACGGGGCAGACAGGCACGCUGGGCUACAUGGCGCCGGAGGUGCUGCAGGGGAAGCCGUACGACCACAAGUGCGACGUGUACAGUUUCGGCAUCGUGCUGUGGGAGACCUACUGCUGCGCCAUGGCCUACCCCAACUACAGCCUCGCCGACAUCUCCUACCACGUCGUCAAGCUGGGCAUCCGGCCGGACAUUCCGAGGUGCUGUCCACGGGCGAUGGCGGACAUCAUGACGCGGUGUUGGGACGGGAACCCAGACAACCGGCCGGAGAUGGCAGAGGUGGUGGCGCUGCUAGAGAAGAUCGACACCAGCAGCGGCAAGGGCGGCAUGACCCCCAUCGACGAAGUCGCGCAGGGGUGCUCCUGCUUCGGCUUCAACCGCAGCGUCGCCUAGUAGCAGGCUAAGCUAGCUCUCGCCAGUUAAUUAAGACCUCAGUUAUUAAGUUAAUAAUAAGCUAGUGUAGUACACACCUAACUACGGCCGGCGGCGGCCAUGAUGCCUCAAAACUAGUCGGCUGGCGGGCAUCGAUCGAUCGUCUUCUUUGCAGCGCUGUCUGCUGUCGCACCCCAUCAUUGUGCGAAUGUGUUUGAAGCGCCGCGCCAUGGACUUGCGUAACCUGUAAUUUGUCUUUGUGUGUACUGUGGUCCGACAUGGAAUCUGUGUUGGCAUCACACAAUCUUCACGACUGCAACGAGAGGGUGGCCUUGGCAAUUUUAUUCGAUCGGUUUGGA
Messenger RNA from Sorghum bicolor (sorghum), 1768 nucleotides. Its product is annotated as serine/threonine-protein kinase HT1. NCBI's taxonomy places the organism in Eukaryota, Viridiplantae, Streptophyta, Magnoliopsida, Poales, Poaceae. Gene Ontology annotation, cellular component: plasma membrane. Gene Ontology annotation, biological process: protein phosphorylation. The transcript has 6 exons. Gene Ontology annotation, molecular function: protein kinase activity; ATP binding. The record is from RefSeq and is a predicted model, not a curated record. The coding region runs from base 240 to 1430 and encodes 396 amino acids.